This is a messenger RNA of Hibiscus syriacus, 817 nucleotides long. Its product is annotated as 60S ribosomal protein L18a-like. Gene Ontology annotation, cellular component: ribosome; cytosolic large ribosomal subunit. The coding region runs from base 100 to 636 and encodes 178 amino acids. NCBI's taxonomy places the organism in Eukaryota, Viridiplantae, Streptophyta, Magnoliopsida, Malvales, Malvaceae. The record is from RefSeq and is a predicted model, not a curated record. The transcript is spliced from 4 exons. Gene Ontology annotation, molecular function: structural constituent of ribosome. Gene Ontology annotation, biological process: translation.
GCCUACUACUAUAUAGGCUAAAGGAAACCCUAGUUCCGUCUUCUCCUACCUUGAGCAAAAGACCGAGUUGGGGCUGCCAAAUUCUUCAGUUUUUCAGAAAUGGUUACUUUCAGGUUUCACCAGUACCAGGUUGUUGGGAGGGCUCACCCAACAGAGAGCGAUGAGCAUCCCAAGAUCUACAGGAUGAAGCUUUGGGCCACCAAUGAGGUUCGGGCCAAGUCCAAGUUCUGGUAUUUCUUGAGAAAGCUGAAGAAGGUUAAGAAGAGCAAUGGUCAAGUCCUUGCUAUCAAUGAGAUUUUUGAGAAGAAUCCUACCAAGAUCAAGAAUUAUGGUAUUUGGCUUCGCUACCAAAGUCGUACAGGUUAUCACAACAUGUACAAGGAAUACCGUGAUACAACUUUGAACGGAGCCGUUGAACAGAUGUAUACGGAGAUGGCUUCUCGCCACAGAGUUAGGUUCCCGUGCAUUCAGAUCAUCAAGACGGCAACCAUCCCAGCCAAGCUAUGCAAGAGGGACAACACCAAGCAGUUCCACAACUCAAAGAUCAAGUUCCCCUUGGUGGUGAAGAAGGUGCGACCACCUACCAGGAAGCUGAAGACAACCUACAAGGCGUCAAGGCCCAACCUGUUUAUGUAAUUUCUCUUUCGGAAAGGGGAGUUUAAAGUUCUGAAAAUUUUUGGUAAUGAAUUUCUGUCAGUUUAUUGAUUGGAUAUUGCUUUUAUUUGAGAAGGCUUGGGAUGUCAGACAGGUUGAACUUAGUUCCUUGGAUUUCAUUAUAUCAUUUUAUCUAGUUAUGAGUUGUUAUGAUGUCAUCAUC